Molecule: messenger RNA, 1002 nt
Organism: Penicillium hordei
Lineage: Eukaryota; Fungi; Ascomycota; Eurotiomycetes; Eurotiales; Aspergillaceae
Product: amidohydrolase family protein
Exons: 2
Coding region: 1-1002 (333 amino acids)
Biological process (GO): secondary metabolic process
Cellular component (GO): cytoplasm; cytosol
Molecular function (GO): hydrolase activity; carboxy-lyase activity
Source: RefSeq, a predicted model, not a curated record
AUGGAUAGAAUCGAUGUUCACACUCAUUGUGUGCCACCUUCGUAUCGCGAGUAUUGUCUACAGAAUGACUUCGCAGGCAGAGGCCACCCAGAUGGAAUGCCCGCGAUUCCAGAAUGGAGCGCCGAAGCACACAUUGAACUAAUGAACAACCUAAACAUUAAAAAAUCAGUACUGAGCAUGUCCUCCCCGGCCACACACCUAACCCCGGGCAACGACGAAGAAGGCAGAACCAUAACCCGCCGCGCCAACACGGACAUGUCCAAGAUCUGCGCCGAUCACCCAAACCACUUCCUCUUCUUCGCAUCUCUCCCCCUCCCAGACGUGGAAGGCUCCCUUGCAGAAAUAGACCAUGCACUAGACCACCUUGGCGCAGUGGGGUUUCAAAUCCUGACCAAUUCGCAUGGCAUCUACCCGGGCGAUCAGCGCUUUAGUCGUGUUUUUGACAAAUUGAGUGAGCGCAAGACUAUCGUCUUUUUUCACCCUACUACCUGUCUUAUCCGGCACGACGAUGACUCACUUGAGAAGGUUACGCCACUUCCCGGUGUUGCUGCGCCUAUUAUGGAGUUCAUGUUUGAUUCGACACGGUCGCUUAUGAGUUUGCUUACUUCUGGGACAGUUGACCGGUGUCCUGGGAUUACUUUCGUGGCUUGUCAUUGUGGUGCAACUUUCCCUCCCAUUAUGGAGAGAAUCGCGGAGUUUUCGUCGAUGGUUCCUUGGGCAGGUGAUGGGAUUAGCGGGGCGAGGAUUAAACAGCUGUUGCAGACGCGUUUCUAUUUUGAUCUUGCCGGUGUGCCGUUCCCAGAUCAGAUUCAUGGCCUACUGCGGCUGGUUGAUUCGUCUAGGUUGCUGUAUGGGAGUGAUUAUCCCUAUACCCCUGCAGCGCUGGCUGAAUCCCUGGCUCAGAGAGUGGAUGAUGGAUUGCAGAGUCUAUUUGGAUCGGAAAGAACAAAACAGAUUUUGUUGGACAAUGCGCAGGAUCUUCUUGGAGCAAACAGAGAAUAG